Aureococcus anophagefferens is the source of this 2165-nucleotide messenger RNA. RefSeq lists its product as hypothetical. The transcript is spliced from 4 exons. The record is from RefSeq and is a predicted model, not a curated record. Lineage: Eukaryota; Pelagophyceae; Pelagomonadales; Pelagomonadaceae. Gene Ontology annotation, biological process: regulation of DNA-templated transcription; nuclear-transcribed mRNA poly(A) tail shortening. Bases 1 to 1797 code for a protein of 598 amino acids. Gene Ontology annotation, cellular component: nucleus; CCR4-NOT core complex; P-body.
AUGAGCGCGAACAGGAAACUUCAAACGGAGAUCGAUCGGACUCUGAAGAAAGUCGAGGAAGGUGUCGAGAUCUUCGAUGAGAUAUGGGACAAGGUCUAUUCGGCGACUCAGCAGAACCAGAAGGAGAAGUAUGAGGUGGACUUGAAAAAGGAAAUCAAGAAACUCCAGAGACACCGGGAUCAAAUCAAGACAUGGGUUGCGUCGUCGGACAUCAAAGACAAGCGUCCGCUGACUGACGCGCGUCGCGGUCUCAUCGAGACGAAGAUGGAACAGUUUAAGGUUUGCGAGAAGGAGACAAAGACCAAAACUUAUUCUAAAGAGGGCCUCGCUCGCGAGACUAAGAUUGACCCCCAUGAGGCGGCCAAAAAUAGCACGCGGGAUUGGCUUUCAGAAAAGGUAGAUCAGCUCUCACUGCAGAUCGACAUGCACGAGGCCGAUAUGGAAAAGCUCACAUCGGGUAAAGGGUCCAAACGGAACAAGCAAGAGAUUGAACAGCUCGAGGCGUCCAUUAAGCGCCACCGGUGGCACAUAGCUCGGCUAGAGCAGAUCACACGGCUUCUGGAUAACGAUGCUCUCCAGCACGAGCAAAUAAAUGAGAUCAAAGAGGAUGUGGAAUAUUAUAUUGACGCGAAUCAAGAGCCAGACUUCAUGGACGCCUAUGACGAGACAAUGGAUAUUUUUGAGUCACUUGAUCUGGGCGACCUCCCCACAGAUGAAGAUGCGGCCGCGGCCAAUACAGACGAAAAGAAGAAGAAGAAGAAGAAGGGAGAUGACGACGACGACGACGAAAAGGAUGACAAAAAAAAAAAAAAAAAAGACAAGCAGGCUGAAAAGGAGGCGAAAGAGGAAGCCAAAAAAGAAAAGAAGGCUAACAAGGCCAAGGCAGCCACGGCAAUGCCACUAACGAUUGGUCGUGCGACAGUAGCGAAAGCGGCGCCCGCGCCCGUCCCCGCUGCGGCUGCGCCUAUCAAAGGUGCCAAGGGCGCGUCUACCACUAGCAAGGGCAUGCCAACGCCCGGUGUUCCGACGCCUCAGCAAGUUGCUCCGCCGGCGUCUGGUGCCGAGUCGCUCGCAAACAUCCUCAAGCAGCAGAGUGCGCAGCAACAGCAAACUGGUGUCGCAAUGGCCGACAGGCUUCGGGCCCAGCAGCAACAGCCAACGGCCCCAGUGCCUGGAGCUGCUUUUUCUGCAGCGGCGCAGCGAUCACAGCAUCAACAACAGACCUCCAGCCUCUGCUUCGCGCCUGGUGCCAGCCUUGAGCCCCUUCUUGAUAUCUCUGAACAUAUGGCUGCCGAUGACACUUAUGUGCGCCUCCUCGAUGCGCAGGGACCCAGCGGUCAUGAUGACAGCGCCUCAAGUGCGAGUGCUCAUAAGCUUGCGGCCCUUGCACUCAGCAUGCGCCGCGCUCCACGCAAGGCCGAUUCGGAGCGUCCAAGGCAAUAUGUGCCCCGAAAUCCCUAUGCCACACCGCCAGCCUUUCCUUCGACGCCCGCGUCGACCUUCGACGACGCGAAGGUCUUCGAAAAGCUUGGCACUGACACACUUUUCUUUAUUUUCUACUAUCAACAAGGAACCUACCAGCAGUAUCUUGCUGCAAAGGAACUGAAAAAGCAGAGCUGGCGCUACCACAAGAAGUAUAUGACCUGGUUCCAGCGCCAUGAGGAGCCUAAGGUGACGACAGACGAGUUUGAGCAAGGAACUUACGUGUACUUUGAUUACGAGACCGGCUGGUGCCAGCGCAUCAAAUCCGACUUCACCUUUGAGUAUAAUUUUCUUGAGGAUGAACUCGUCACCUAAUACCCCUCUUGCGAGCCACCCUGGCUGCCCAACCCAGCCCAUGCUUCUCAGCGAACAUGACACUGCUCCCCAAAGGCUGGGUCUAAUCGAAUGACGAUUCCCAUGAAGCCUAGGCCACUGCCGGUUCCCACGAGGCCCAGGGGUCGUAGAGAGAUUCGAACGCCGAAGCCCCAAGACGACUGCCUGGCUGGGUUGCCAUGGCAUGUCAUAGAACAUACUCGUGCUGCCCCUGAGGCCAGCGACGUGCCAGAGAGCACCAGGCUCAGCGAGGUUGCACAGUCGCCGGACAGUGCACCUGCUGGAUAGUAGUCUGACUGGCGUCAUAGCGACGUAGGACUUGAAGCUGCUAAACUAUCCUAUGUGCCAUG